CGAUGUGACGUUAAAAAUACAGGAGAUCUGACAAUACAUUUUGAGGUUAUCUGUCAAACGAUUACACAAGUCUACAUCUUUUUUGUUUGUAAAACUGUUAUUGUCAUAUGAUGUAUAAGCUGUCAUCGACACUGCGACAGAAUGUGAUUAUCUGAAAAUAAAAUGUGGCUAUAUAAUUCUCGAUUAUUAGGAAAUGAUUGCUACUGAAUAAUGUUGAAACACACGUUUGUGGUAGCAUUGUUUUCCUUGGAAUAAUAAUAUAGAUAUAUCCAAUCAAAUACGAAAAAUGGCACUUGUAAACAUCGAAGGAAUUGAUCCUUGGCUCACGGAAUAUGACGCAUGCGAAAAGCUGUUCCGUGAGAUUAUGGAACAACUCACUAUGCGUGAUGGGGAGCCAAAGGCAUCGAAAGUUUACGCCAGUCUGUCAGCCAAUAUAAGAUUGCGUAUGAAGCAAUACACACGAGAAGUUCAGCAAUUAAAAUGCAAAGUAGAAGAAGCUUCUAAAUUAAAAACAAUAACAUUUGAGGAAGCUGAACGUAGAACGAGGCAAGUGGAACAACUACAGAGCAAGGACAUUCAAUUACAAAAAUUAUAUGACCCACGUACAAAUGAUUACGCAUUGUCGCGCGCUAAUCUAUUAAGGGCAGGCCCAUCAGUUUUCGCAGACGGUGGUACGACUUCUUGGGCUGCCGAUGAUGAUGAUGACAAACCAUUAGAUGUACAAGUGUCCGUUAAUGAUCUUAUGAGUCACCAAGAUCGAAUAUUAAUAGAGCAAGACAAAGGUUUGGAGGAGUUAUGUAAAGUCAUAACUCGCCAAAAAGAAAUUGGACAAACAAUUAGCAAUGAAGUGGAUCAUCAAAAUGAAAUAAUUGACGACCUGGCUGAUCAUAUGGACAGAACCGAUGAAUCUUUGAUCAACAAGACUCAACAGGUUCGUCAUAUACAUUCCAAAGACCGCACAUGUGGUUACUGGGUAGUGAUACUUAUACUUUUUAUUGCUAUUAUUAUUGUUUCUUUUGUAUAGUGAAUAUAUUAUUUUAAUCCUGAAUUAUAAAUAUCUAAACUGCACAAAUAUAUUGCGCUAAGACAUUUAUAAAUAAAAUAAAUAACAAUGUAAUAUCAAUUAUAAAGUAAUAAUUUUGUAUCUGUUAAGUUGCUCAUUUAACUCUUUGCCUUAUAUUCCUUAUAACAUCAAGUAAAAUUUGUAAUUUGGAUACAGAUCAAACAUCAAAUAUAAUAAACACGAGUCAGAUUCAUGAUAAAGAUUACAGACAAACAAAACAAGUACGAAAUAUAAUUAUUCUCCUAUAUUACAAGUCUUAUUUUACUUUACUAUUACAUUUUUUUCUAUUACAUAUUCUUGUUUUGCAUUACAAAAUUUAUCUAAAAAUAUUAAUUUUAAAAAAUAAUCACAUAUAUUAUUGCUGAAUAUUUGAUAUUUUAAGACAAUUUAUGUUUGAAAGUCUUAUCAUAAUAUCAUUGAUUUGAUCAGAAGAAUCGGCAAAGGGAGAUUGAAUGUAUUGUUAAAUUAUAUCCUCGUUUGUUUUGAAACAAUUGUUCCUAACUAGUCUCAAAUUAAAUUGCAAGGCAAGAAGUUAAUAUGAUUUACGAAAUUAAUAUUAUGUAUAAAUAAUGUGUAUAUAAAAGGACUGUUAAUAUUUACCAUUUAUUAAUAUUGUAAAUUAAAAAUUUCGUAUAUUUAAUGUCUAUAUAUAUAUUAAGGUACUAUUAUAUCAAUUAUGUAAAAUUUUACCCAGUUAAAAUAUAUUCAAUGAGCAUUGAGAAUAAUAUUACUCAUUUGUAAAAGCAAAAAUUUCUACAUUUUAAGUAAAAAAAAAAGGUCAAAUAUUGGAAGUAGGAAAUAAAAGGAUUGACACAAUCAGACAUGUUGUGUAUUUUUACAUUUUUCUUUUUUUUGUCUCUUUUUAUAUCAUAAAUAUCUAUCCUGAAUCUGGUUCUAUGCGAACUUUCUCGGCGCCAGGGAUACAAAGAAAAAGAUCGCUAUUAUUUCUGCGCUUAACUCAUUUAAACAUUAAAAUAAAGAAGUCUAGAUCUGCCUCGUGUUAGAUACAUCUGCUUUUUCAGUUUUGUUAGCAUUUGUAAUGGAUAGUAUCCUCAACGUUUUUUUACACGUUCUGCUGGAACAAUUAACAGACGAAAGGAAUACCUAGACUCUUUUCUUUUUGCAACCCGACGCAAAUUAUUUGGAUUACUAUUGUUGUCUGUAGGAGACAUGCUAGCAGAUUGAAAUACAUAUGUACAAUUGGCGCAAUAAAUUUCCUUUCCAGCGGAUAUAUCGCAUGAAUUUACAACAUCGUUCGAUUUUCCCUUUCUUUCACAAACUGGAUUUAUUUUUAGUAGCUAAUCGCCGAGAGCACGUUGCUCUUUCAUAACAUACAGUGAGAUCUCGUUACAACGCCCUGCGUUUCGAAUCUCUGAGUUGAUAUUGUUGUACUGUAAAUUUCCUUACAUCGAAAUGCUCGCAUAUUGGAACAUCUUGCCAUUGAGCUCAAUAAAACCUUUGCUCUGUCUAUAUCUCUGGUUUACAACAGAAUUUUGCUGUGCUAGCUAGUUGUCACUAGAAUCGUUUUUUUUUUAUUUUCUUCAACACAGAAAUCGCUACGAACGUCACAUCAAUUAUUCAGAUUUUCGUACUGAACCAAACGGCUUCGUGAUCAUAUAGGAACAGUUCUACGAAUACCUGUCUACAUUAACAGCCGAUCAAACAUUUAUGCAACAGGGGAUCGUUUCCCUAAACAUUAGUCAAAGUUAACUGAUGUUCAAACCGAUGUUCUGUCUCUUCCUGAAGACAGAUGGAGAGGGAGAAAGAGAGAGAGAGAGAGAGAGAGAGAGAGAGAGAGAGAGAGAGAGAGAGAGAGAGAGAGAGAGGGGGGGGGAGAGAGGGGGGAUGGGGGGAGAGAGAAAGAGCGCGAAAGAGAUAGCGGAUCAGUUAAAUCUCAGUUAACUUCAAUUAACUUUUUACAGUAUAGCUGUUUACACGACAGCGCAAAGCAAAACGCAAUUAAAAAUUCUUUUCUCCAAAGCAUCGAUUAAAAACAUUCAAGAAUUCCGCGGCAAGGAAUACGGACAUGUUUUCCGUUGACCGGACAGGUAGCUGCGCGUAUUUGUAGAGUAGAUUGCACACCAAUAACGUAAUAUACACAGUGUGUUAAUUAUGUGAUUCCGUAGCGAGACCGAAGUGGCUUGUGCGCUGAUUCCCGUGUUAAGAAGUUAAGACUAACAUCUUACCUCAAAACAAACUCUGACAUCCUACUCACUCUCUCUCUCUCUCUCUCUCUCUCUCUCUCUCUCUCUCUCUUUCUCUCUGAUUGUUAAUAUAUAUCUGUGUGUAUAUAUAUAUGUAUAUAUAUAUAUAUAUAUAUCUGUAUAUAUUAGAAUAUUUUUUUUCUUUAUGUCAAAUGGGUCCCGUUAGCCGCUAAUCGCUUCACUUUUAUCGCCACUGGCCCAAGUUAAAUGCGUCGACUUGUGUUCUAUAACGUGCUCAUUAACGAGGACGACGACGACGACAACUUUAUCUAACUAAACAUCGAAGAACAUCGAACUGUUUAUGCGUGUUCAAGUCCCUGCAGUCAGUCUGAAUCUAAUUGACAAUUGUGUAUACCAAAGGUAUGUGUCUUCUUGUUGUGCUGCUUGCUUGAGUUUGUCCCAUCUCUUCUUCGAAUCUCAUUUCUUUUUUUUACAUUCAGUUCGCUAACGAUCGCUAAUAUCGUCUACGUGUGUAUGCGUAAGUACAUAUUAUAACAGUACCGAGCGUACGAUUUUUAGCGUGGACUCUUAUUUAUGGAUGUGUUUUAUAUACACAAACUACAUAUAUUUAUAAUUUUAGAGCGUAAUAUAUGCAGGGUGACCCAACUUUUGCAAUUCUAACUUGUUAAUAUUCACAUAAUCUUCCUCUAAUUUUUUUUUCAAUUAAUAUAGACACGUCUCAUUUUAUGGGAUACUAAAGAAUAUAAUUAAAUAUAAUUAAAAUAUAAUUAAAAGAAACAGAUUUAAUAUUUUCUUUAUAAAAACAUAAAUUUGACUAAUUAUUGGUAUUUAUAUUAAAAUACAAAUCUAGAGCAACUAAAAAUAAGAUUUAAACUUUUGUUUAUACAUAAUAUGAGUCUCAAAGAAUCUUUCAAUGUAUAUUUUCACAAUAAAAUCAUCCAUUAAAUUUGGAAGAAGAAAUUCAUUUUUUAACUCAUCAGGCGAUUGAUUAUUAAGAAUUGAGUGAAAUGGAACACCCUGUAUAUUCCUAUAAAUCUUUCAUCUUCAAACUAACACAACCGUUAUCAUUUUGCAGUUUGGACAAAGAGAAGCACGAGUGUUCUAUAUUAGAACGCAUAAUUUUUCGUUUUACCUCCAAGCGAUGAAACGACAUUGAUCGUGUGUUCCAACUUCAAAAUGUAUAACGCUAAUUGUAACGUAUUCACAAACUGGAUAUAUAUAUCAUAGUAUACGGUGGCAUUUCUAUCUCAAAUUCUAAGUUCGUCACGCUGUUAAUGUAAAAGCUGUAA
Molecule: messenger RNA, 4517 nt
Organism: Monomorium pharaonis (pharaoh ant)
Lineage: Eukaryota; Metazoa; Arthropoda; Insecta; Hymenoptera; Formicidae
Gene: Syx8
Product: syntaxin-8
Exons: 5
Coding region: 287-1024 (245 amino acids)
Biological process (GO): intracellular protein transport; vesicle fusion
Cellular component (GO): endomembrane system; SNARE complex
Molecular function (GO): SNAP receptor activity; SNARE binding
Source: RefSeq, a predicted model, not a curated record